This is a messenger RNA of Prosopis cineraria, 699 nucleotides long. RefSeq names its product FBD-associated F-box protein At5g44490-like. Bases 1 to 699 code for a protein of 232 amino acids. Lineage: Eukaryota; Viridiplantae; Streptophyta; Magnoliopsida; Fabales; Fabaceae. The transcript is spliced from 4 exons. Gene Ontology annotation, molecular function: protein binding. The record is from RefSeq and is a predicted model, not a curated record.
AUGGAAAAAUUAGUGGCCAAACACAUCGCAAGUGAUAGGAGUAAUAACUUAGAAGAUCCAUUACUUGAGCAUAUUCUCUCUUUUCUUCCAACCAAACAAGCCAUUGCCAUGUGCCUCGUGGACAAGAGAUGGCAUCGACUUUGGUUCUCAGUGAGCACUCUUGAUUUUGAAGACACGAGCUUUGGUUCUGAUGAUUUCUUGUUUAAGUUCAUAGAAUCAUGCCUGAUUGAGUCUCCGUUGUUCUAUUCCCUCGUUCCGUCGAGGAGGUGCUUGUUUAAUCGUAGGGAACUGCCGGACAUCGAAGGGUGUGCCGGAAUAGUUCUUAAGGACAGUGUCCUUCCGGGCACGACUCAAGCAACCAAUCAGAAGUUCACUAUACACUGGGUUCUAUUUCCAGAUGUUGAACUUCUGGCAAUGAUUCUUUCUUCAUGUUUUGAUCGUCUUCCAGACUUUUUUCCCAUGGAUAUUAGAUUAAAGUGGCUCCGAAACUGUCCCAAACUUGAAAUUCUGGAGCUUGAAAGAGUUGAAAAACAAAUAAUGGAAGAACCAUUAGUUGAUGAUCCCCAAUGUCAUUUGUCAAACUUGAAGGAAAUCUAUAUUCGCAGAUUCAGUUCCACUGAAACUGAGUUUUCAAUUUUCAAGAUUUAUUUUAAAGAAGGCAAAUUGCUUGAGGAUCUUUUCCAUUAUUCACAUGACUGA